This is a messenger RNA of Nicrophorus vespilloides, 3099 nucleotides long. Its product is annotated as ubiquitin-protein ligase E3C. The transcript is spliced from 13 exons. Bases 148 to 3003 code for a protein of 951 amino acids. NCBI's taxonomy places the organism in Eukaryota, Metazoa, Arthropoda, Insecta, Coleoptera, Silphidae. The record is from RefSeq and is a predicted model, not a curated record. Gene Ontology annotation, molecular function: protein binding; ubiquitin protein ligase activity. Gene Ontology annotation, biological process: protein polyubiquitination; ubiquitin-dependent protein catabolic process.
GCGAUCACUGAUUUUCAGAAACGUCAUAUGUGUCAGCUGAGAUACAUCGCUGCGAAAGAGAAAACCUUGGACAGCUAUGACCCAUCGUUGGGACUGAUUCCAAAUACUCUGAAUUAAUUUCUACUCCUGCCUACGACAACCUGCAGAAUGGCUUAUAAGAUGUCUUAUGCCUUUGAUGGCAACCAUAGGAGCAGACCUGAACAGAAUCUGUCUGGUUCCAGCAGGAAGAACACCAGGGAUAUCCUGCUGCAGAGGGCACAUGAUGAAAGGCAAAAACGUCAGGCGGAGCGUUUACGAUUAAAAAGUACAGGUGUUAUCCAAUCGUACGCACGCAGUUAUCUUGCAAGGAAGAAGGCGAAGCAGGAACAGCGCGAACUCUUCGACAAGAGCGAAUGCUCGGAACAGCAGCUCAUUUCCAAGCUGUUAUUUUUCUACGAUCCUGAAACAGAUGUAUUCCGAUUGAUUUCGACAUGCGAGCAACUCAUCGCCCGACAGGAAAACGUCAUGCAGACGAUGUCUCAGAACGGUUCAUACAGUUGGCUGAUAAAAAGACUUCUCGCCAAUUGUCUGAAGCUGAUUUCGAAACCCAAAUCUACGCCCGUCGUUUCGAACUUUCUCGAUAUUUUCUCGCAGAAUUGCAACGUGCUUUCAUACCUAAUCGGCAAAGGAUAUUACAAGGAAUUUAGGACGCAUCUGCACGAGAACGAAGAUGUCGAUUACUCAAAACGCAUGAUCAACAGACCGUUCGAGUACAUCUCUGCAUCAAAUUGUAAGAUGCUCGACGAAUACCUCAAGUACUUCAUGAUGCCGCACAUCACAUACAAGAUUAAGAACUACCUGAUUCCGUACCUUGACAAGCACAACAAGUUCCCCUAUAGUGCGUUCAUAAGCUUCAUGAAGAACAAGAGAUUUGAUACUUGCAACAACAUCUUAUAUUCUUUACUUGCCCUUGAACCUAAAUCUUACGUUCAUAAUAGCGACAGCAUAUUGAUUUUAUCGCGACUAAGCUGCGACCUUCACACCAUGUCGAACUCUUUGGAGGCUAGAGACGCUGAUUCGGACAGCGACACGGAUAUGAUGGAGAUUAAUGAUGAAGACGUUACACUACAAGAUUUUCUAUUGUUAUUCAAUAAAACGGAACGCGUGAAGAACAUUCUCAGCUACUUCUCCGACAACUGCGAUGAUAUGCAGGUAGUUGAGUCAUUGACGAAGCUCUGUCAUUCGAUGCUGCUCGUCUUCAGGGAGCCAAUAAGGAAGUUUAUGUUGCUUUACAUGCUGACGCUGAGAGGGACCUUCCUAAAUAAGCUCUGGGGGUGGAUCAAGAAGCGCGAAGACCUAAUCACCAACUCGCCGAAUGCCUGGAAAGAUGCGCAGAUUCCCAUCUCCGUUUUCUGCAAUAUGUUCACAUUCUACACGGAAACUAUUACGGAUUCAGAAACAACCGAUGCUAGCGAAACAUUUACCUUGGCCGAACUGAAGUCAAUGUGUGAACUUUUGAAGAGCGUUACUCUGAAUAUGAUCGAGAUGGCGUUCCCACUCUGCCGAACCUCACCUAAGGUCAAGGUGUCUCCGGAUACUCUACACUUGUACAACAGCACGUUGAAGACGGUAAAGAUGCUACACACAUUAGACGUGCGCAAAAAUUUCUGUGAUCCGGAUUUCUGGACCAGCCGCAGGAUCGCGAUCUCUCCCGACCUUACCAAGCGGGAUUACCUCUCCAAGACUUUAGCCCCUUUUAGCGGCAUCAUUCUCGACGAGGACUAUGAGGUGUAUCCGCCUCUUUCAACGAUCGAGCAGCGGUCGUUGGCGAUGCUGCAAAAGCUUCCGUUCAUGAUUGAGUUCAGCCAGAGGGUGAUGAUUUUACGGCAGAUGUGCUUUUACAGCUUGGGAAAUACGGAAACCCGUUUUAGGAGCGACUUUUACCUGGACAAUGCCCUCACCGUACGUCGGAACUACCUUUACGAGGACGCUUUCGAUAAAUUUUCUUCCAAAGACGAUGAAGAUAUGAAGCACAGAGUGCGCAUUCAAUUUAUAAAUAACGUGGGAUUGGAGGAAGCCGGUAUCGACGGUGGUGGCAUCUUCAAGGAGUUCAUCAACGAAGUCAUCAAAACCGCGUUCGACCCUAAUAGAGGUUUCUUCCUUCUCACCGCUGAUAACACUCUCUAUCCAAAUCCUCAGGUUCAUCUACUCGUGCCGAACUUUGCCGAUCACUACUACUUCAUCGGUAGAUUAGUCGGAAAAGCAAUUUUGGAGAAUAUUCUAGUAGAUUUGCCAUUGGCCGAGUUCUUCCUUGCCAAAAUCUUAGUGGACAGGGCGAGCGCUCACUAUUUAAAAUCCUUAGAUCCGGUGCUCUACAGAAACCUGCUAUAUUUACGCGAUUACCAAGGGGACGUGCAGGAUUUGGGUCUAGACUUUACCUUGGUUAAUAAUGAUUUGGGAGAGACGCGGGUGAUCGAAUUAAAGCCGAACGGCGCCAACAUUCCAGUGACAAACUACAACCGCUUGGAGUACAUCCAUCGGCUUGCUGAUCUUAAACUCAAUACGCAAAUUAAGAAGCAAUGCGCGGCUUUCAGACACGGUAUACACAGCGUCGUACCGCUUCAAUGGCUGCGGCUGUUCAAUCACAACGAGUUGCAAAUUAUCAUCGCCGGAGAUUUCCAGGAAAUGGAUAUUGAGGAUUUGAGAUUGCACACAGCCUAUGGCGGCGAAUUCACCGAUGAACAUCCGAUCAUCGUGUCCUUCUGGAAGAUUCUGCGCAGCUUCACGGACACUCAGAAAAAGAUGCUCCUAAAGUUCGUCACGAGCUGCUCGAGGCCACCACUUCUUGGUUUCAAGGAGCUGAAUCCAUCGUUCUGCAUUCAAUCAUCGGGGAGUGAUGACAGAAUGCCGACGGCCAGUACAUGCCUGAACUUGCUCAAAUUACCGUUGAUCAAAGAUGAGGAGACGCUACGGAAGAAGCUGGUGGCAGCUAUCGAGCAGCAGGCUGGCUUCGAGCUGUCCUAAGUGAAUAAUGAGAUACAGCAACAACUGGGUAUUACCAAUCUAAGUUAAAUGUUGUACAUGUGUAAGAAUUAAUUUAUUUCUUAUUUUACGUUUCAU